AGGGGAGGGGCGGGAUAGAGAGAGACCAGAAAUCGGAAAGUAGCAGUCAAAGCUGACUUCCUUUUUGGGGGGGGCAGAGAGACCAGCUACUUUCAACGAGAGGCUAUUUAGCUCCAUGGGUCAGUUUCGCAUAGCGUCAUUUAAACGUGCAAUUUAGCGCGCCAUCCUUCGGAAGUAUUUUCCGGGCAGUGUAGAGAGAGAAAGGGGAGGAAAAGGAAGAGGGGUGGGGGAAAUAAAAUCCUGGAAAGUGCAGAAGUAAGCUUUCUGAAGCACCACUACAUACAAACCGCAAAGUGAAUCUAGGGACGGUUUUUUUUCUUCCAGAGGCUAGCUACAUGGUUUAACUGUUUAUUUUUUGUGGAAAAUCCAAAGACAGAUAGUACACCGGGAUACGAUGACUGAAAAAGAAUCGGCCACAGACCACGUAACUGCAGAUGUGGUCACUCCAUCUCCUGCGAAGAGCUUGGGGGAUCCCGGCAUCACACCUCUGUCUCCUUCGCACUCUAUGAAGGACCCUGACCAGAAUGUGCAGACGGGACCCACGUUCGCCGUGGUGGUGGCCAUCGACUUCGGCACCACGUCCAGCGGCUAUGCCUACAGCUUCACCAAGGAGCCCGAGUGCAUCCACACCAUGAGGCGCUGGGAAGGAGGGGACCCGGGGGUGUCCAAUCAGAAGACGCCCACCACCAUCCUGCUGACCCCCGACAGGAAGUUCCACAGUUUCGGCUACGCCGCCCGCGACUUCUACCACGACCUGGACCCGACCGAGUCCAAGCACUGGCUCUACCUGGAGAAAUUCAAGAUGAAGCUUCACACCACGGCAAACCUCUCGAUCGACACAGACCUCCACGCAGCCAAUGGGAAGAGGGUGAAGGCCCUGGACAUAUUCGCCUACGCCCUGGGGUUCUUCAAGGACCAGGCGCUGAAGGAACUGAGCGACCAGUCCGGCGCCGAGUUCGACAACGCGGACGUGAGAUGGGUGAUCACGGUGCCCGCCAUCUGGAAACAGCCCGCCAAGCAGUUCAUGAGGGAGGCGGCGUAUAAGUCGUCCCUGGUUCCCCGCGACAACCCCGAGCAACUGAUCAUCGCUCUCGAACCCGAGGCUGCCUCUAUCUACUGCCGCAAGCUCCGCCUCCAUCAGAUGAUUGACCUGGGAUCCAAGACCGCGCUCAACGGCUACAGCCCGACGGACAACGUGGGAGCAGGGAUGACCCAGGCCAAGGAGCUCGUCCGGCGCAACCGACAGAGCCGCACCUUUUUGGUGGAAAAUGUCAUAGGAGAGCUUUGGUCGGAGCUGGAAGAAGGUGACCGGUACGUGGUGGUGGACUGCGGGGGAGGGACGGUGGACCUCACGGUUCAUCAGAUCCGCCUCCCCGAGGGACACCUGAAGGAGCUGUACAAAGCCUCAGGGGGGCCCUACGGCUCGAUCGGGGUGGACUACGAGUUCGAGAAGCUGCUCUGCAAGAUAUUCGGGCCGGACUUCAUCGACCAGUUCAAGAUCAAGCGUCCGGCGGCCUGGGUGGACCUGAUGAUCGCCUUCGAGUCGCGAAAGCGAGCCGCCGCCCCGGACCGGACCAACCCCCUCAACAUCAACCUGCCCUUCUCCUUCAUAGACUACUACAAGAAGUUCCGCGGCCACAGCGUGGAGCACGCACUGCGCAAGAGCAAUGUGGACUUUGUGAAAUGGUCGUCCCAGGGGAUGCUGAGGAUGAACCCCGACGCCAUGAACGCCCUCUUCAAGCCCACCAUCGACCACAUCAUCCAGCACCUGGGCGAGCUGUUUGAGAAGCCCGAGGUGUCGAACAUCAAGUUCCUGUUCCUGGUGGGCGGGUUCGCCGAGUCGCCCCUCCUGCAGCAGGCCGUCCAGACCAUGCUGCAGGGCCGCUGCCGCAUCAUCAUCCCGCACGACGUGGGGCUGACCAUCCUGAAGGGGGCGGUGCUGUUCGGCCUGGACCCCGGCGUCAUCAAGGUGCGCCGCUCGCCGCUCACCUACGGCGUGGGCGUGCUCAACCGCUACGUGGAGGGCCGGCACCCGCCCGACAAGAUGCUGGUGAAGGACGGCACGCGCUGGUGCACCGACGUCUUCGACACCUUCAUCGCGGCCGACCAGUCGGUGGCGCUGGGCGAGACGGUGAAGCGCAGCUACACGCCCGCCCGGCCCGCGCAGCAGGUGAUCGUCAUCAACGUCUACUGCUCGGAGCGCGAGCAGGUGGGCUUCAUCAGCGACCCGGGCGUGCGCAAGUGCGGCACGCUGCGGCUGGACGUGAGCGGCACGGAGAGCCCCGCGCCCCGCCGCGAGAUCCAGACGCUCAUGCAGUUCGGGGACACCGAGAUCCGCGCCAUGGCCGUCGACGUGGCCACGUCCCGCAGCGUCAAGGCCGGCAUCGACUUCCUGGGCCAGUAGAUCUAGCAGUCGACUGACCCGGCCGGCGGGCGUAGCCGCCCCCGCACGCCGGCUGCGCUGCGCUGUUGCUGCAAAACAUCAACAAAAAAAAAAAGAAAAAAAAGAAUCGAUUAAAACAAAAAAAAAACAAAAAAAUCUGAUAGCGUCAUUAUAACCUUAAAGAGCAAUGUGGAAAGUGCGUUGCGCGCUAGCUGUGGUUUGUAGUGAGUCCAGGCCAGGCCCCACUCCUCUCCUACAGCCCAAGGUCUUCCAGCACCCCCCCACCACCCCCUCCCCCAAACCCACCCACCCACCAGACUGUAAUGUCCUCUUCAACCCUGGUUUCUUGAUGGCCCCCUCCUCUAGCAAGCGUUCGUAGACAAGCGUAUGAAGACGUAGAAGUUUUUACACUUCUCAUUAGGAUGGUUUCUGCAGGUUUAGCAAGAUUCUGCAUAACUUUUAGGAAACCAUCUUUAACCACACUCAGAUUUGUGGUUCCCUUGAAGCUUAUCCCGUAUGCAGUAUCAGAUUCUGGUAUUGUUAAAGAUGAGUGGUAUGGAUGGGGCUCUCUAGAAUCAGGCUUGGAAAUGACUAUCGAAAUGUAAGGAAGAAAGAUAGGGAGUCUGUUUCUCCAGUAAACUCCUAACAGGUUCAACCUGAUAGGUUGUGAUUGAUAGAACACUGCAGGGUGGCUUUCAAACCUAGAACUCAUACCUUCCCCCCCAUUAUAAACGCAAAAUGUAUGCAAUUCCAACAUACAUUAUGUGCAUUCAUACAACAUAGGUGUGCUUUGACAGAAGAAUUGUUUAACUGACCAGAAAUCUUUGUGGCUCGUCCCAGUUAAAUGCUGAAUAUCUUUAUCAUGGAAUUUCCCGUGCAUUGCCUUUAAGUGAGCUUCGUGUUGCUCAAUGGCCAUGAUGAAUAUUUUAUUCAAUUUUUAAUUUUUUUGGAGCGUAAAGGGCAGUUUUAGACAUUGACUCCAUGUUAUCGUAAUAGGUUAAAUGUCACGAAAGAAAGUCAACUUAACUUUGUCCACCUUGGCGUUAUUUUAUUUGUAGUUUUUAUUUUAAUUUUAAAUUGAUAAGGUGAAACUCAAAGAUGACACAAUCAUGCCCUAGACAACACUUAUCCAGGAUGGUUAUAGGCUAAUGAAUGUUACAAGCCAUUCACUACAAAUCUUUGUGAUGUCAUCUAAAGGACUGACGUUGCUUUGGAGGACAGGCUUGGUCGAUGGGCCCUUGUUUUCAUCCCACAAACUUCCUGUAAAAUCCACCUCACUGGUCUGCGUUAUUGUGCUGAAAAAAAUAACUAUGAACCCUAGAAUGUGAAAUAUAAAUGCAAAUGGCUAGGUAGAAAAAUGCUGCUAGCUGCACUUUGCAAAACAACUUUAACAUAGCCAUAGCAAUAUGCUUGUUGCCUUUUUAUGUGUUAUUCCCACCAUGCAAAGGGGGAAAGAAGCCACUUGUUAAUGUGCUUUUUAUGUUGAUUUCCGGACAUCGCCUCUGAGGAAAGCCCUUUGGGGAUAUGAGAAAGUGAUUAAGGGAACAAAUUGUUUAUUUCUGUAAAUACAGUAUUUAAAAACGUUGUACAGAUUUUUUUUAGCCGUUGUUGGAUUCGCAGCUUUAGGAGAGGGAGAGUGUGCUUCCUUGUUUUGGAUACGUUGGUUUCAUUAUACUCAUCAGUCUAAAAUGUGGGGGAAAGGCUAAGCUAAAAAACUGAAGGAUGGGAUUGGUUGAAAAAAAAAAGUUAGUCGGCUCGUAUGUUACCUUGUUCAUCGAUAUCGAAAAAACAUGAUACCUGAGCCAUCAACAUAAAAUGACAUUUAUCUUCAGAAUAGAGAAAGAUGUUGGAAGUCUCAGAUUCAUUUGGGUGUGUGUGUGUGUGUGUGUGUGUGUGUGUGUGUUUGCGAAUGGUCUACAUGUUUUGGCCUUAAGUGCUUCAGGAUUAUAUACAGUGUGACUGUAAGAAAUAGUGAGAACGGGUUGCCAGGUUUUAGCAGUUCCAAAGAUUCAUAAGAUCUGCUGUUAAAAAUCCCCCUCGCGAUUAAACGUGAGACCUCCUCGCUUUCCCUGUCUGAUUCCCUGUCUGACAUACUCCCUUAUUGAUGUCACAUGCUAACAUAUACAUGUUAAUCCCUAGUGUGUUGUAUUAUUGCUUAAAUGUAUAAAGUAAUCACUUGUUUAUUUCUGUAGUUUUUAAUCACGAUUGUACUGUGCCUGAAACGUACUCCCACUUUAUGCAUAGACCUUAUCGUAUCUGUAAAACCUUGCACAGUAUUCACAGAUUUGCUCAUUCACGGAAAUACUGCACUGUUACCCCCAGUGGUUGGUACGGGUCUCCUGUAUUUCUAAAACCCUAUAAAAUCCAGCUUAUUAUUGUUAUUAUUCUACAGUUAUUGCGCAUUACUCAAUUACAUUAUUCCUCUGAUUAAUUCUCAGCAGUAAUCCUCCAGCUCGUUUCAGUGUUGCUCUUGUCUUUAUCUCAUGCUAUUAUAUGAAGCCACCACUGAUUCAGUUUAGGUGGUUUGGCCACAGCGAUGUCUUCAGAAAAAAUUACCUUUAAAAGGGAAGGGUCGCAAGUAAAUGCACCACAUUGGUAUUCAGAAAGGAAAUAGAUUCAUUAUAGUAAAGAUAUUGAGUUCAUUGUUGAUCUGUCUCAUUUCCACCAUACCAACACAAAUAAUCCGUUUUUGUUUUUCUGUAAAACGAACCUUUUAAUACUUUUAGAGCUUGACAGUUUCUGCCAAAAGAAAAAAAAAAACGGAAUUUUUGAUGCUCCCCAGGAUACAUGUGUGAAGUGCCACAGAUCUCUUAUGCCA
Anguilla anguilla (European eel) is the source of this 5201-nucleotide messenger RNA. RefSeq names its product heat shock protein 12A (gene hspa12a). The record is from RefSeq and is a predicted model, not a curated record. The coding region runs from base 395 to 2404 and encodes 669 amino acids. Lineage: Eukaryota; Metazoa; Chordata; Actinopteri; Anguilliformes; Anguillidae. The transcript has 12 exons.